AUGGCUGCAGCACAUCAGUCCCGGCCCGAUGUGGGCGACAUUCUCAUUGUCAUCCACGACUUCCAGGCUCGCAGCUCCGACGAACUCACGCUGGCAAAGGGCGACCGGGUAGAAUUGCUGGAUCGUGAUGAUGAAUUCGGCGACGGCUGGUUCCUGGGAAAGCAGAUGGUCAGUGGGAAUACGGGACUCUUCCCAGAAGUGUACACUCGACCAGGGCCUAAGAGCUUCCUGACUGGACCGAGUGCGCUAGCUGCUGCAAAGCAACAGUCCAUGCCGCCUGUCCCAGAAGCUGAAAGCUCACCUGAGGAGAGCCGAAACCAGACGCCUACCGAGUCGGAAGAAGCAAGUAGAGACAUGGGUCUCGCGCCGCAAACAGAAAACGGGUCGCAAGCUGCGGUCGCCUCUGGUGUGCCGUCCCCGACUGCUGCUGCCACAACAAACAAUGUAUCGCCUCCCACAACAGCUGGUACCCUAACAGACACCAUAUCAACAUCAGACUCUUCACAGCCCUCGCCGUCUUUCGCUGCCGUGUCAGCCGCGGCGCCGGCUUCGUCCCUCCGAUCGUUGUUACAACCAACAACCCCCACUUCCUCCAUGACGCUAAACGGUCGCGUCAGCUCGAGCCAGGACAGCCAGGUCUUACACGAGACGCUGAACGUGAUCGACGAGCACAUUACGGACCUGCGCUCACCGUCCGACAGCAACGGAGGCAUGCUAGCUGUGACUGCGGACUCGGGCAGCGAGUACAGCUCGCAGCUCGACCACCGCAUGUCUUAUAUCCACGGCGAGGAGACCGACGAAGAGGAGGAGGCUUUGCACACACGAUCGGAGGUGGAGUCGUGGAACCCUGACGAUGUUGCUGAGUUUCUGUUUACAGCCGGAGUCGAGAAGCACCAUUGCGAGGUGUUCCGCGAUCAGGAAAUUUCGGGCGAGGUGCUAUUGGGCAUGGACCAGGCGUCUCUUUUCAUCAAGGCAUUUGACUUGGGCCCGGUUGGGCGGCGCUUGAAGACGUGGCAGAAGAUCAAGACUCUGCAGGACGAGGUCAACAACCUGGUGCGACCGACCACAAGCCAUACCCGACGAAGCACCCAAACAUAUGGCAGUGACGUCGGCUCUGAUGAUGCACGGCGCCCUAGCCGCAGCCGGACAAACACCAUCACCAGCUCUUCGAAUACCCCCGUCUAUCAGCAGCAGAGACUGCCCCCCAUCGACGACCGCCCCUUUUCCAUCCAGUCCAGACGCCUGUCUUUCAGCCAGGCCUCGAGGAUGGACCCUACCAUGUCGCCCGCCUCGCACAAGUCGCCCCAAGGUCUGUCUUCCGACGGUAAUGCGUCAGGACGGCCGGUUUUCCACGAAAAGAGGCCGUCGGCGGCGUCUAUCCGCGAUCUGCACCACUCACGUCGGCAUUCAUCUGUCGACUAUCGCCUGCCAAGCACGUCUUCUGUGGCUCAGCGGAUGUCCAACAACGGUAACUUUGCCGAGCCAGACGAACCUACACCACAGCAUAAGAAGCAGCCCUCGUUUGACCGCAAUUGGACGCUCGGCGGCGCCUCCGCCAAUACCUCACAGGCGCCACAAGGGCAGCGGGUGCAACGCGAGUCCGUGCAGAUGCGGCCCCUGUCUUCGGCCGGCGUUCGCGAUAUAGUGGCCAGCCCAGAGCUUGAUCUGCGUCUGGAUAUGGGCGGUCUUGCAGGCGGCCUGGGCGAGUCCGCUAUCGACUACGACCGGGGCUAUUUCUCCGGUCCCGAUACGGAGAACCGCCGAAAGUCUUUCCUACAGAAGAAGCAGCGUGAUAGCGCAUUGAAAUAUGGCCGUGGAACUGCGUCCAUCUCCGGAAACUCGUAUGCGGAAGAGCAGCGUGUGAGAAGUGCCACGGCCCUAUCGCGGCACUCUCGCUUUGGAAGUGUCGAUUCCGUACGAGACUCGACGAUAUCGCCUGCGGCGCAGAAAUACUAUGGAGUGGCUACCAAUGGCGGUUCCGGUCCGCACCGCAGAACCACAUCUUCCAACACGGCUGAUUCGUCGAUCAUGCGACCCAUUCUACCUCCGAAGGAUACGUUGGCUCCUACCGUCACCCGGCUUGACACUGCUUCGAACAACAACAAUGGGCGGACCUCCUUUGACAGGACACGGCCGUCUCCUGUCUCCCCUGCAUCACCGGCAUCUAACCGCAAUGGCGAGUGGUUUUCCGUGAAGCCUGGCUUCAAAGCCCCUGGGUUUGGCUUGCGUGCGCUGUCAGACGCCGUCUCUGGCCAUGAUCGUGGCAAGAUCAUAUCUCCCGUCGCUCAUUCCGACACCUUUCCCAAGGACUCGCCCAUGCAGUCUCCAUCACGAACUGACUCCAGCACGCCAUCUGUCGGCCCAAGUUUUGAGCUCGACUCGCCUGACGCUAAGAGCCCCAGCACCACGGGCACUGGGAUGUCAGCCCGCACGAACGCUGCCCGCAGAAAGAACAAAAAGGAGACCAGCGCCUACCAGCGCGGGCUGCUGAAGAUCUCGCCUCGUGAAGCCAUGCUAGAUGCGGACUACAGUGGCUGGAUGAAGAAAAAGAGCUCGAACCUGAUGGCCACCUGGAAGCCCCGCCUGUUUGUCCUCAAGGGCCGCCGGCUGGCCUACUACUAUUCCGAAGACGACGAGGAAGAGAAGGGCCUGAUUGACAUCUCUUUCCACCGUGUGUUGCCGGCCGACAACGAUCGUCUGACGGGACUCCAUGCUACCAUCAUGGGAGCCUCCGCUUCGCCAGCCGUGCCUGCGAACAGCUCUAUGCCGACGCUGGCAGAAACAGGCGCAGAUUCGGAGAUGGCACUCAAGGCGGCGACAUCAUCGGACUCCAUCUUUAUUUUCAAGCUCACGCCGCCGCGAGCCGGCCUGUCUCGGGCCGUCAACUUCACCAAGCCCAUGGUGCACUACUUUGCGGUGCCGAACGUUUCGCAAGGGCGCCUGUGGAUGGCAGCACUAGUCAAGGCCACUAUCGAUCGCGACGACACCGUGCCUGUUACGACCACAUACCAGCAGAAGACCAUCUCUCUCACCAAGGCGCGCGAAAUGCAACACCGACCGCCGGCGCUCAUGAAUCUUGACGAGCAGCUCAGAGCCAGCCAGGGGAUGCUAGAGGGCGACAGGGCCAUCAGGGACGAUGAUGAUUAUGACGACGCCAAUGUUUUGGGCGACGACGAGAAGAGGAUGUUGGUAGCAGCACUGUCUACGACCGGCCAGCGAAAGGUAUCGGAUAAGGCGGCCAACGGCCUGGGCAUCACAUACGAUGAAAAGGACAGUGGCGUGUCUGGCGUGUCUAGUUCACCAAGUGCAGACAGACUGGGAGUCAAGGUGCCGUACAAGGCAGAGAGUGCUCGAUCGCGGCAGUUUUUGUUCGAGCCCGAGAAGGAUGAUGACCGGUUUCCUAUGAGUGCAUGA
This is a messenger RNA of Grosmannia clavigera kw1407, 3414 nucleotides long. Its product is annotated as polarized growth protein. Gene Ontology annotation, cellular component: plasma membrane. Gene Ontology annotation, biological process: actin cytoskeleton organization. Gene Ontology annotation, molecular function: protein binding. Lineage: Eukaryota; Fungi; Ascomycota; Sordariomycetes; Ophiostomatales; Ophiostomataceae. The transcript is spliced from 3 exons. The record is from RefSeq and is a predicted model, not a curated record. Bases 1 to 3414 code for a protein of 1137 amino acids.